GGAGGGUACAUGACUUAUGUACACAUGACUUGGUGUCUAUCCAGACUUGGCAUGUACGUCAUCAUAUCACGUCGCUGACGCGAAGUCAUCUGAGGUACACGCAGUCCACAACCACACUCACAUCGAUGGACUAUGCUGCCAAUGCUCAGCCAUGGGUGUCACCGGCCUCUGGACUGUGCUGCAGCCCUGCGCGCGCCCCAUCAAGAUCGAGACGCUGAACAAGAAGCGACUCGCCGUCGAUGCCUCCAUCUGGAUCUACCAGUUCCUCAAAGCGGUGCGCGAUAAAGAGGGAAAUGCGCUGCGGAACAGCCAUGUUGUUGGUUUCUUCCGCCGCAUAUGUAAACUCCUCUUCAUCGGCAUCAAGCCGGUCUUUGUCUUCGAUGGCGGCGCACCGGCACUCAAGCGCCAGACCAUCAGCGGCCGGAAGGCGCGUCGCGAGGGCAGACGGGAAGAUGCGGCGAGGACGGCGGGCAAACUUCUCGCGAUCCAGCUGCAGAGGGCUGCCGAGGAUGACGCGAAGAAGCGAAAAGAGGCGCCGCCGCAGCAGGUGCAGCAGCAACAGGAACAGGAGCAGGAGCAGAUUCCCGAGACUCUGGUGUAUGCGGAUGAGGUACUUCAGUCACAACAGGAGCGUACACAGAACCGCACAUUCCGCAAGAAAGACCAGUACCAUCUGCCUGACCUGGGCAUGUCGUUGUCAGAGAUGGGCGGUCCAAACGAUCCCAGGGUCAUGUCGCUGGAAGAGCUGGAGGACUAUGCAAGGCAGUUCGACAGGGGCGAGGACAUCAACGUCUACGAUUUCUCCAAGAUCGACUUCGACGGCUACUUCUUCCAGAGUUUGCCCCCUGCCGAUCGCUACAAUAUCUUGAACGCAGCACGCCUGAGAAGUCGGCUGCGUAUGGGUUACUCCAAGGAACAGCUCGACUCCAUGUUCCCGGACAGAAUGGCUUUCUCCAAGUUCCAGAUCGAGCGCGUGCGUGAGCGCAACGACUUGACUCAGCGCCUGAUGAAUCUCAACGGCAUGAAUGACGAUUCCCCGUUCGGCGCGGGUGCGGGUCGUGUUGCGGGCGAGAAGGGUAGAGAAUAUGUGCUUGUCAAGAAUGACGGCGUUGAAGGUGGAUGGGCGCUCGGAGUUGUAACAAACAAGGAUGAGGGUAAAGCGCACAAACCCAUUGACGUCGACCUGCCAAUACGCCCAGUCGAAGAAGACAUAUAUGGGGAAGACGACGAUGACUUCGAAGAUGUACCCAUUGAGGGGUUGAACCGGUUGCCCAAGCCGAAGCCCGGCCUCAGUGCGCAAGAAAGAGAUGGUCGCGAGUACAUUUCAAACGAACUGGCAAAGCGACGGAGAAAGUUCUAUAAUUCGAGGCAAGAUGGAUCCACGCGGCCUAGACCACGAAAGCCUUCGCCUGUGGAACAAGAUCCUGACUCGCUCUUUCUUGCUGAGGAAAACGAAGACGCGGAGUGGGAGGAUGUGCAGAUGAACGAGGCCAGCGCUAUAUCUGAAGAGGCAGGAGAUGAUCUUGAAAACGAACAAUUGCAACAAGCGAUUGCGCUUUCGAUGCAGCAGGGGGAUCUAGACGUGGUAGAGGAAUCAGAGGAUGAUCCCAUCCGUGAAGUCUUUCAACAGGAACGUGUGAAAGACACAAAUCCAUUUGCAAAGACUAAAGGAUCCGGCCUCGCCAUUGCAAGACUAGCAAACCAACGCAGCAGCAAGCUUGCACCAAAGGGACCCUUCGAAGGCAGCGACAGCGAGGAAGACGGAAUCGACCUCCAAGCUGCUCUGGCCGAAUCACGGAAGUCGAAACGGCCAACCGAACCUCGCCCGCAAUUGCACAAGCCAAUGACCAAACCACCUGCGCCGAUUGUCAAGCCUGCAUCCAAAUCGACAAACGCAUCUGGAUUUGAUGGCCCAUUGCCGUUCGAGAAACUCAAUUUAGGCAACUCACUUCUAGGCAAAAAGAAGAUGGAGAAGAUUGAGCAAGACAGCGCGGGUGGGUUUGAGAAGAGUCACACGCACGAAAAGAAGACUGCCGAGCCACUGCCUCCAUGGUUCAGCGGCGAACGAGACAUCAACCAAGAACUUGCCCGACAACGACAGAACGAGAAGCAAGACUGGGAAGAAGCACGCAAAGAACACGAGGCGCAGUUUCAGUAUCAGACGAUCCCUCGCUUGCAGAAGCAGGGCACGAGAGAGAUAAUCGAUCUCGACGCUUCUGCUAGUCAGAGUCAAAGCCAAAGCCAGAAGGGUAAUCAGGUCAUUGUACUCGAUUCCGAGGACGAAGAAGAUGCGGAAAAGAUGGAUGUUUCGGUCCUGGAUACACAGCCUAGUAUGAGCGAUCUUGCAGAUAAAAUACGAGCAGAGCCUCCGCAGCCUGCAGUUGAGGAUCAAAAGGUACCUACGAGUCAGGAUCCGGGGUUGAUGCUUGUUGAGGAAGAGGAGGAUGAUGACCCGGUUGAUUGGUCGGAGAGUGAGAAUGAAAGUGAGAUAGGUGCUCGAGCGCAAGGGGAGACUGUCAAGACGGCUGAGGAGUUACCGCUGGAGAGGGAAAGGUCUUCGUCGAUGGAGUUCGAGGAUGUGCCUAUGCAGAUCGAAUCUGUCCCUGGAUCUAAACCUUCGAAGUCGCCGUCACCUGAAUUUGAAGAUGUUCCUAUGAAUACCGAAACGACAUUUGCCCCAGCACCUUCCAAGUCGCCGUCACCCGAAUUCGAGGAUGUGCCCCUGCAUACUGUAGCGGCAGAACGGCCACGACGACCUCGUAGAGAACCUUCGCCCGGAAUGCUAGAAGGCCCGGAUGAUCUCGAGAUCCCCAUUGUACCUCACAGCGGUAUUGCAGACGACAACACAGCUUUCCAGAUUCCCGGCGAUGAUUCAGAUCAGUACUCUGAUGCCGACGACGCCGAACUAUUCGCGUCACUAGCCGCCGAAGGAGAAGAACACGCACGCUUCGCCAAAGAACUAAACAACAACACUACAGCGCGCGUUGACUUCGACGCAGAACUCAAGCAGCUUCGCGCCCAGCAAAAGAAAGACCGACGAGACGCAGAUGAAGUCACGCAGACCAUGGUAGCAGAAUGCCAGCACCUCCUCACCCUCUUCGGCCUCCCAUACGUAACCGCGCCCAUGGAAGCCGAAGCGCAAUGCGCCGAGCUCGUUCAUCUCGGUCUCGUCGACGGCAUCGUAACCGAUGACUCGGACACGUUCCUCUUCGGCGGCACACGCGUCUACAAAAACAUGUUCAACGCCGCAAAAUUCGUCGAAUGCUACCUCGCCCAAGACCUAACUUCUGAAUUUGGCCUCACGCGCGAUAAACUCAUCGCUAUCGCACAGCUCCUCGGCUCAGACUACACGUCCGGCAUUCCGGGCAUCGGCCCUGUCACCGCGCUGGAAGUCCUCUCUGAGUUCCCUGACCUGGAGGACUUCAAGACAUGGUGGGCAGGCGUGCAGGAUACAUCGAUCCCGAAAGCAGCAGAUGCUGCGUCGCCGUUUCGCCGCCGCUUCCGCCGCUCCCAGGCUACUAAGCUCUUCCUGCCAACGAUGUUCCCUGACCCACGCGUCGCAGACGCUUAUCUAAACCCGGAGGUUGACAAUGAUCCUGAGCCCUUCCAGUGGGGUGUGCCUGACCUUGCGGCUCUGCGCACGUACCUGAGCGAGCAGAUCGGCUGGAGCUGGGAGCGCACGGAUGAGGUUCUUGUUCCCGUCAUUAGGGAUAUGAAUCGAAGAGAAAAGGAGGGCACACAGAGUAAUAUCACUAGGUUCUUUGAGGGGAGCGUAGGCGCGGGGGCAUUUGCACCGCGUGCUGCGGCGAGAGGGAGGGGCAGGGGACGCGGGUCGAGGUUGGGCGCUGCGCUGUCGAGACUUGCGGAGGGGAAGGGGAAUGCUGAGGCAGACGUUGAAGCGGAUGCUGAAGCGGUGAGUGUACCGGCGACGCGUGCGAAGAGAAAGGGGAAGGGGAAGGGGAAAGUCGUGCCGGCUGAGCGUGAGUCUGAUGAAGAGGACGAUGGCGGGGAUGACGAGUUGUAUGAGGAACCGAAGAAGAAGAAAUCGCGGAAGAAGUGAAGUAGCUUUGGAUGAUUGAUACAACAACCAAAGAUUAUGUCGUGGAAAUUUUAUGUAUAAAUACCUAACCUAAGAAGAAACCCAUCCUAAGUCAAGAUAACUAAUUACGAGAAGUAUGACUCCGCCCGAC
Molecule: messenger RNA, 4190 nt
Organism: Dothidotthia symphoricarpi CBS 119687
Lineage: Eukaryota; Fungi; Ascomycota; Dothideomycetes; Pleosporales; Dothidotthiaceae
Product: PIN domain-like protein
Exons: 2
Coding region: 152-4060 (1302 amino acids)
Biological process (GO): nucleotide-excision repair
Cellular component (GO): nucleus
Molecular function (GO): DNA endonuclease activity; single-stranded DNA binding
Source: RefSeq, a predicted model, not a curated record